Messenger RNA from Penicillium canariense, 513 nucleotides. RefSeq names its product mitochondrial 37S ribosomal protein uS8m. Gene Ontology annotation, biological process: translation. Lineage: Eukaryota; Fungi; Ascomycota; Eurotiomycetes; Eurotiales; Aspergillaceae. The coding region runs from base 1 to 513 and encodes 170 amino acids. Gene Ontology annotation, molecular function: structural constituent of ribosome. Gene Ontology annotation, cellular component: ribosome; mitochondrion. The transcript has a single exon. The record is from RefSeq and is a predicted model, not a curated record.
AUGUCUCUUGUCAACCUUGCCUCCGUGUGCGCCCACCUGAACAAUGCAACCAAGGCCCGCUUGGGUCUCACCUCGAUUCCCAACAGCAACCUCCACCUGAAGCUGUGCCAGGCCCUCCAGAACUCCGGCUAUAUCUCCUCCGUCGUGCGCGGAGGCCCGACUCCUCCUCCCACACACCCUAUCCUCGGCCAUCCGGCUGCGAACGACGAGUUAGAGGGUGUUGAGCCGAUCACCCGGGACAAUGUCGCAUCGCGACGCCUCUGGCUGGGUCUGAAGUACUGGCAAAACGAGUCGGUCCUGGGCAAGGUGAAGAUGGUCAGCAAGCCUACCCGACGGGUCCAUCUCGACGUUGAGGCCUUGCGUCGAGUCGUUCGUGGUGAGGAAGCUGGCUACGUGGCGGGACUCCGAUCGCCCGGUGAGAGUCUCUACCUCUCGACAGACCGGGGAGUCUUGGAGGCCCGCGAGUGCGUGGAGAAGAAGAUCGGUGGCCUGGUCUUGUGCCGAGUGCUAUAA